CGUAGCAAUGGCGUUUUUCUUUCUCCUCUCUCCAUUUGCCUCCUCCAUUAGCCAAGAAGGACAAGCAUUAAUGGAGAUUAAAGCCUCCUUCAGCAGCAUAGCAGAUGUUUUGCUUGACUGGGAUGACUUGCACAAUGAUGAUUUCUGUUCAUGGCGUGGAGUUUAUUGUGAUAAUUUAACUCUUACUGUGCUUACUCUGAAUCUGUCAAGUUUGAAUCUGGGUGGCGAGAUAUCACCUGCCAUUGGCGAUUUGAGAAACUUGCAAUCCAUUGAUUUGCAGGGAAAUAAGCUGACUGGUCAGAUUCCAGAUGAAAUUGGGAACUGCGCUGCACUUAUUUAUCUGGAUUUGUCUGAUAAUCAGCUAUAUGGUGAUAUACCCUUCUCAAUAUCAAAGCUAAAGCAGCUUGAGUUUUUGAAUUUGAAGAAUAAUCAGUUGAGCGGUCCUAUUCCUUCAACCUUAACCCAAAUUCCAAACCUGAAGACUCUUGAUCUUGCUCGCAAUAAGCUCACUGGUGAGAUACCAAGACUCCUGUAUUGGAAUGAAGUCUUGCAAUACCUAGGGUUGAGAGGAAACAUGUUGAGCGGAACUCUAUCCCCAGAUAUAUGUCAGUUGACCGGACUGUGGUAUUUUGAUGUGAGAGGCAACAACUUGACGGGCACAAUACCUGAUACCAUUGGGAACUGUACAAGUUUUCAAAUUCUGGAUAUAUCUUAUAACCAGAUUACUGGGGAGAUCCCAUAUAAUAUUGGAUUUCUGCAAGUGGCUACUUUGUCACUUCAAGGGAAUAGACUAACUGGAAGGAUUCCAGAAGUGAUCGGUUUGAUGCAAGCCCUUGCUAUUUUGGACUUGAGUGAGAAUGAACUGGUGGGGCCCAUCCCUCCUGUACUUGGCAAUUUAUCUUUCACAGGCAAGCUGUAUCUCCAUGGAAACAAGCUCACUGGUCCAAUACCUCCAGAACUUGGCAAUAUGUCUAAGCUGAGCUACCUGCAAUUGAAUGGCAAUAAACUAGUUGGCAGAAUUCCUGAGGAACUUGGAAAGCUUGAGCAUUUGUUUGAACUGAAUCUUGCAAACAAUUAUCUUGAAGGAACCAUUCCACAUAACAUAAGCUCCUGUACUGCCUUGAAUAAGUUUAAUGUGCAUGGUAAUCGCUUAAGUGGUUCUAUUCCUUUGAGCUUCCGUGGCCUUGGGAGUCUGACUUACUUAAAUCUCUCAGACAACAACUUCAAAGGGAAUAUACCUAUCGAGUUGGGUCACAUCAUAAAUCUUGAUGUGCUGGAUCUAUCUUGCAAUAAUUUUUUUGGGGAGGUUCCAGCGUCUGUUGGUUUUCUGGAACAUCUUCUGACACUUAACUUGAGCCAUAACCAUUUUACUGGUCCCUUGCCUGCUGAGUUCGGGAAUCUGAAAAGCAUCCAGAUUAUUGAUAUGUCUUUCAACAAUCUCUCUGGAAGCAUCCCUCCUGAAAUUGGGCUGCUGCAGAACCUUGUUUCUCUGAUUGUAAACAACAAUGACUUGCAUGGGAAGAUUCCUGACCAGUUAACUAACUGCUUCAGUCUCUCCUCUUUGAAUGUCUCUUUCAAUAACUUAUCUGGGACAAUUCCUCCUAUGAAGAACUUCUCACGAUUUUCUUCUGACAGCUUCAUUGGAAAUCCCUUUCUAUGCGGAAAUUGGUUGGGAUCAAUAUGCGAUCCUUACAUGCCAAAAUCCAGUGUAACUUUUUCCAGGGCUGCGAUUGUGUGCCUCACUCUUGGGAUCCUCACAUUGUUGGCCAUGGUAAUAGUUGCAAUGUAUAGAUUGAGCCAAUCAAUGCAAUUGAUGAAGAGAUCCAGAGGAACUGGGCAAGGCUCCCCUAAACUUGUUGUUCUUCAUAUGGACAUGGCCAUGCAUACCUAUGAUGAUAUAAUGAGAAGUACAGAGAAUCUAAGUGAGAAGUAUAUCAUAGGAUAUGGCGCUUCUAGUACUGUGUACAAGUGUGUUUUGAAGAAUUCUCGACCGAUUGCGAUCAAGCGACUAUACAACCAGCAUCCAAACAACAAAAGAGAGUUUGAAACAGAACUUGAAACCAUUGGCAGCAUCAGACAUAGAAACCUUGUCACCUUGCAUGGUUAUGCACUAACUCCAAAUGGAAACCUCCUUUUCUAUGACUAUAUGGAGAAUGGCUCUCUGUGGGAUCUUCUUCAUGGUCCCUCCAAGAAGAAGGUAAAACUUGACUGGGAAACGCGCUUAAGGAUUGCUGUGGGAGCUGCUGAGGGACUUGCUUAUCUCCACUAUGGCUGCAAUCCUCGAGUUAUUCAUAGGGAUAUCAAGUCUUCAAAUAUUCUACUGGAUGAGAACUUUGAGGCUCAUCUCUCUGAUUUUGGUAUUGCCAAAUGUAUCUCAACCACAAUAACUCAUGCAUCAACACAUGUUCUUGGAACAAUAGGCUAUAUUGAUCCUGAGUAUGCCCAGACAUCUCGCCUGAAUGAAAAAUCUGAUGUAUACAGCUUCGGCAUAGUUCUACUUGAGCUGCUUACCGGGAAGAAAGCAGUGCACAAUGAGUCUAACCUGCAUCAUUUGAUACUGUCCAAGACAGAUAACGACACUGUAAUGGAGGCUGUGGAUCCUGAAGUUUCUGUUACCUGCAUAAAUCAAGCCCAUGUGAAGAAAACCUUUCAGCUUGCACUGCUUUGCACAAAAAGAAAUCCAUCUGAGAGGCCUACCAUGCAUGAGGUUGCCAAGGUUUUAGUCUCGCUCCUUCCUGCACCUCCCAAUAAGACAUUUGCCUCAGCUGCAAAGACUAUUGACUACGCACGAUUUGUGAUCGAAAAGGGGCAACAAGGCCCCAAGAGGGAGCUGAUACAACCUCAACAACAGAACAAUUCUUGUGAUGCUCAAUGGUUCAUUCGCUUUGGUGAUGCUAUAUCCAAGAACACCCUCUAACUCUUUCACAGUUUAUCUGUAUCCAUGAUCCAUUCCGGAUAGAAAGGAAAGAAGCCUUUUUUGGAGUACACGUUUUGUAUUCUCUUCAGGCAGUUGACAAAUAGAUAGACCAUCAAGAGAAUAGAACUCAUAGGAAA
Molecule: messenger RNA, 3054 nt
Organism: Neltuma alba
Lineage: Eukaryota; Viridiplantae; Streptophyta; Magnoliopsida; Fabales; Fabaceae
Product: LRR receptor-like serine/threonine-protein kinase ERL1
Exons: 27
Coding region: 8-2917 (969 amino acids)
Biological process (GO): stomatal complex morphogenesis; plant ovule development; embryo sac development
Molecular function (GO): receptor serine/threonine kinase binding; ATP binding; protein kinase activity
Source: RefSeq, a predicted model, not a curated record